Molecule: messenger RNA, 1307 nt
Organism: Nothobranchius furzeri (turquoise killifish)
Lineage: Eukaryota; Metazoa; Chordata; Actinopteri; Cyprinodontiformes; Nothobranchiidae
Gene: eapp
Product: e2f-associated phosphoprotein
Biological process (GO): positive regulation of cell population proliferation
Cellular component (GO): nucleus
Source: RefSeq, a predicted model, not a curated record
GGUAGUUUGGAGUUGGUUUUCCACCAAGUGGAAAGGUGACAUAGAACUAGUCGUUUUCUGUCACUACGUAGAAGUAAUUAUGUUCCCAUAGUUAAACUUUCAGCCGUCAGAAUGAACAUGCUGAAUAAAUCACAGGACUUUGACUCAUAUGAAGUCGAAGAGCCAAGUGACGAGGAGCGGGCAGCGAGCAGUUCAGAGGAUGAGCUGGAUGUGCUUCUGAACGGGACAGCAGAGCAGAAGAAGAAGCUGAUCAGAGAGUAUCUGACGGGGGAGAGCGAGUCGUCCAGUGAGGAUGACUUUGAAAAGGAAAUGGAGACGGAGCUCAGCUCCACCAUCAGGAACAUGGAGGGAACCUGGGCACCAGCAGCUAACAGCGGUGGUGAAGGAGCAGGUGCCGGUGGCGUAGGAGGUUCCAGUGUUCCCAAUCCACCGAUGUAUGACGAAGUUUACUUUGAUUCUGACUCAGAGGACGAGGACACACCAAGCAGCUCUACCAGCUGGAAGCGGAGACAGCGUGUAGUUCCUACCAAUGAUGAGCUGUUGUAUGACCCAGACGAGGAUGACAGGGACCAGGCUUGGGUAGACGCCAGACGGUAUAACAGCAGAAAACAACCAAAUGCAGCCUCCCGGUCCAAAUCCGGCCAACCUCGGCGUUUACCCAACAGUGAUGCUGUUCUCAACUGUCCCGCCUGCAUGACGACGCUCUGCCUGGACUGUCAGAGGCAUGAGAAGUACCGGACGCAGUAUCGAGCCAUGUUUGUGAUGAACUGCACGGUGAAACGAGACGAGGUGCUGCGCUACAAAACCAAGCAGCUGAGGAAGCAAAGAAAGCGGAAAAGAGGACAGAAAGUCGAACCCCCUGCAGAUGCACCAACCAGCUCCACGGACCCUGAUGAGGUUUACCACCCAGUCACAUGUUCUGAGUGCUCCACAGAAGUGGCUGUGGUUGAUAAAGAUGACGUCUACCAUUUUUUUAACAUCCUUGCCAGCCACUGUUGAGGUCGACUGAGGGUGCUGUAUUGUAGACUUUUUUAUUUGUGCCAUCAGUUUCCCUCUCAACGCUGAAGUUUGUGCUGCUCAGAGGAAGCUAGUGGUGAGGGAUGCUGCACUACCACUCAUCAGAGGAUUCUCUUCUCACCUUGCAUCAUGUAUUAUUUUAGUUUUCCUGGUUGAGGUGGACACUCCUGCUGUGGCCAAGAGGACUAAAUCUUUUGAUCUGAAUGAUCUCAAACAAGUCAUUUAAACCAUCCCAUGUCAUUCCUAAUUUAAAAUAAAAAUACUUGGAUAGACAAAGGAGGGGAAAACCA